Messenger RNA from Penicillium brevicompactum, 186 nucleotides. RefSeq lists its product as uncharacterized. The transcript has a single exon. Lineage: Eukaryota; Fungi; Ascomycota; Eurotiomycetes; Eurotiales; Aspergillaceae. The coding region runs from base 1 to 186 and encodes 61 amino acids. The record is from RefSeq and is a predicted model, not a curated record.
AUGGAUUCGAAUGCUCACAAUAAAAGGCUGCCCCAGCCAGAAGAGGAAAUCGAAGUCAUCAUGCCCGUUAAAUUCAGCAUCUUCGGUAAACCUAUCCACCACAACUUGACUGAUAUUAAGGACCAAGUUUCUAAUCAAAACCCACCCAAAAACGACAAAGCCAACGACGUAGGAUCACCGAGUUGA